This is a messenger RNA of Peronospora matthiolae, 4485 nucleotides long. The record is from the annotation of a GenBank genome assembly. Lineage: Eukaryota; Oomycota; Peronosporomycetes; Peronosporales; Peronosporaceae.
AUGGACGAAGGCGCACGCGUGUGGGUCACGGACCCCGCGAAGAGCCACGACCGCGUGUGGCUCGCCGCCCGCGUCCUCGAAGCGCAAGCGACCGCUCUGCGCGUUGCCAUUGACAAUGACAACGACGAGACGAGCGACGACCUCCGCGACGUGCACUUAGCGUUUGCCGCGUCGGGGGCGUGUGUGAACGUGCUGCCGCGCAAUCAGGCGGGCGAGCAGGACCAGCGGGACCUCGUGGCGCUGCCGCAUCUGCACGAAGCGUCGAUUCUCCAUGCGCUGCGGCUGCGCUACGCGCGGCACGCGAUCUACACGCACAUUGGCGACAUUCUGAUCUCGAUCAACCCGUUCGAGCGCCUCCCGCAGCUCUACGGCGACGACGUGCUGCAGCGAUACGCGUACGAGGAUAGGGCCACGCAGUUCAGUGACACCAGCGCGAAUGACGCCAGCGAGCCGCAUCUCUUCGCCGUGGCGCGAGCCGCGUACAUGGACAUUGUGCAGAGCGGACGCAGCCAAGCGAUCCUCAUUAGCGGCGAGAGCGGCGCGGGGAAGACCGAGGCCACGAAGAUUAUCAUGACGUACUUUGCCAUCACGUGCGGCGCACGGAAGAGCAACGACAAGCACGAGGCGGUAGCUGCGGAGGACUCGAAGUUGUCAGCACUGCCGUCGUCACGACCGACGAUAGAGGAGCAGAUUCUGCAGUCAAAUCCGAUUCUCGAAGCGUUUGGCAACGCGCGCACGGUGCGGAACGACAACAGCUCGCGCUUUGGCAAGUUCAUUGAGCUGCGCUUCCGAGACGAGCGACGACGGCUCGCAGGCGCUCGUAUUCGAACGUAUCUCUUGGAGAAGAUUCGAGUGAUCAAGCAAGCAACGAACGAGCGCAAUUUCCACAUUUUCUACGAGCUCUUGAGUGCCGACAGCUCGUGUGUGAGCGAAGAGCAGCGACAGGCUUUGGCGAUCACGGGCGGACCGCAGAACUUCCGUCUAUUGAAUCAAAGUCGGUGCUCGAAGCGACGCGACGGUGUCAAAGACGCGGUGCAGUUCCGUGCGACUCAACGAGCAAUGCAACAGCUGGGAAUGAGCGAAUGCGAGAUCCACGGCGUGCUGGAGAUUGUUGCAGCAGUGCUACACAUGGGCAAUGUGGAUUUCGAACAGGUGCCACAUCAGCGCGAAGACAACGUGUUUGCCGAUGAAGCGCGUAUUGUGACGUCGAGUACUGGCGAGUGCGACCACUUUACAAAGGCAGCGGAGCUCCUAGGCGUAUCGACGGAAGCGUUGGAUCAUGCACUGACGAAACGCCAGCUGCACGUGUCCAACGAGACACUAGUCGUGGGAGUUGACGUUGCACAAGCUCGCAACACUCGGAACGCAGUGACGAUGGAGUGCUACCGCCUGUUGUUUGAAUGGCUUGUUGCACGCGUCAACGACAAGCUGCAACAACAGCCAUGGAGUGCGGGUCGUGGCGAUGAAGAAGAUGAUGAAAAGGAGGCUGCUGAUUUCAUCGGGCUGCUUGAUAUCUUUGGAUUCGAAGAUAUGGCGGAGAACUCGUUCGAACAACUCUGCAUCAAUUACGCCAAUGAGGCGUUGCAACAUCAGUUCAAUCAGUACGUGUUCGAAGAGGAACAGCGGCUGUACCGAGACGAGGGUAUUUGCUGGAGCUUUGUCGAUUUUCCGAACAACCGCGCGUGUCUGGAGUUAUACGAACGCCGACCAAUUGGUAUUUUUUCACUCACGGACCAAGAGUGUGUCUUUCCUCAAGGCACAGACCGUGCCCUCGUAGCCAAAUACUACCAGGAGUUUGAGAAGAAGACUCAGCACCCGCAUUUCCGACCUGCACCUCUCAUCCAGCGCUCAACUCAGUUUGUCGUGGCACAUUAUGCUGGCUGCGUCACUUAUACCAUUGAUGGUUUUCUUGCGAAAAACAAAGACUCCCUUGGCGAGAGCGCGGCGCAGUUGUUGGCGGGAUCGUCCAACCCGCUUAUCCAAGCCCUUGCCGCAGGAUCGAUUGACGGAAACGAAGCCCGCACGGAUGCAGAAGUUGAAGGUUCUGGCGGUCGGGCCCGUCGACGUGCCAAGUCGGCCAUCGCAGCAGUCAGCGUGGGCACGCAGUUCAAGAUCCAGCUAAAUGAGCUCCUAGCUACUGUCCGCGCGACGACGCCUCGGUAUGUGCGCUGCAUCAAGCCCAAUGAUUCGCAUGUGGGCUCGCUUUUUCACAGCAAACGAGUGGUCGAGCAGCUACGCAGUGGUGGCGUGCUCGAAGCUGUAAGAGUCGCCCGUGCAGGCUUCCCUGUGCGUCUAUCGCAUAAGCAGUUCCUCGAUCGUUAUCAUCGCGUGCUGCUCUCGCUCUGCAAAUCAGGCGACAGUGUUGUCAGAAAGAAACAAAGCAGUUGCAGCGAAAUGGAUGUGUGUCUACACCAGCUCAUGCAAGUUCUUGCCGACAAAACGAUGGAAGAUGGAGAUGGCGAUGAUGAACAAAAUCGUCAGGCACGGCUCGGCGUCAGUCUUGGCAAGACGCGUGUCUUCUUUCGUCGGAAGCCAUACGAGAAGCUGGAAAAUCUCCGUGUAUCUGUACAUCAAGAGGCUAGCCUCGUCAUUCAAAAACACGUUAGAGGAUUCAUGGCGCGCAGUAGCUACCGACACCUCCGCCGAGUUACUAUCAAAACCCAAGCUCGCGUGCGAAGGCAACGCGCCUACCGAUACGUUUGCUGGCUACGCGAAAUGCAACGAGCCCGUGUACUGCAAGCCAGAAUGCGUCAGCUGUGCGCGCGCAGCAGAUUCCUUCGUGCUCGGGCAGGUGUGCUGGCGGUGCAGUGCCGCUUUCGAUGCCGCCGUGCUGCAAGAGUUGUGGAGGUACUUCGUAAAGCACGUGCUGUGACUCGCAUUUCCACAGCCUGGCGGCGGUCUGCAGCUCAGCGGAAGUACCGAAGGCUUUGCAGUGCUGUUUUAGCACUCCAGUGUGCAGCGCGUUACCAUGCUGCUAAGCGGGCGCUGAAGGUGCUGCGUGAGGAGAGCCGAAAUGUAGCCAAGCUGAAACAGGACAAUGCGCAGCUCAAGGACGAACUGGCUGAAUUACGUCGGCAAGUGCAAGUUAUGGUGGCUCAAAGCAUGUCCAAAGAAUGUCCGCCGUCGCCGUUUCUCCCGUUAACAGUCGGCACCGUCCCUGCUUGCGAUUCUUAUCAAAAGACGAUCGUGGUGUCAUCCAACAAUGCAUCCCCAGAAGUCGAGAGCAAUCAGCGCGACUGCCAAAUCGAAGUGGAGCUUGAAGUUACGGUUGAUCUUCGGUCAAUGGCAAGUGGCGAUGAUCAUGGUGACACGAGCGGCUGUGAUGUCGAUCGCACCACAGAGUCGCAUGACAGUCGGCAGAUAUCAAAGCCUCAGACACCGAAGGUGCGCCGCGUCCGCCGUUCCAGCUUACCACCUAUACUUGCUUCUGCAAAUGAAGAUGCAGAAGUCGAAGAUAUCACUCCACCUGCGUCGCCUUGUGCCCCUCGAUCUCGUGAUCGACGCCACAGCUUGGAUUUGUGGCGGCUGCAAGAGCUGAAGGUUCAUAACGAAGCUUGUCAAUUGCGUGAAGAAAUUCGCGAAGUGGCUGCUGUUCAACCGUCACCAGAACGCCAGGUUCAGCAAGAAAUCGCGCUCCAAAAGCUCGUUGCCGCGCAGAUCAAGCGCGAGGCCAUGCGGUUGCAGCUACAGGCGCCUGAGCUGGCACUGAAGAUGGAAAACGACUUCAAUGACGCUUCUGGAUCAUGCAAAAGUCAGCAAAGCCGUUCCUGCACCGUCGGCAGCCCCCUGCGUAUCGUGACGCCAUUGACAUCGUACGGCCAACAGAGCUCUUCGCGCUGGAACAUUGCAACACCUCGCAGUAUGACGCACGCUACAGGCGGCUGCACGCCGGCUUAUUUCGACAGCCCGGUUUACACUGGAUCGUCGUACGCUGAUGAUCGCUCUGUGGAUGGCGAGGAUGAUCUGUAUGGACGAAACCGACGUUACUCAACGCUCCGACGUGCAGCAUCCGCUGGCAUGUACCGGUCACGCUCGUCUUCCAAUGCUUCGACGUGCUAUACCUCAUCACUAGCCGUUCCUUCUGGAGUUGCUGUCCCCCGCUUCGCCAAGGCUCCGAUCUGCUAUGAGUGCGACUGUCAGUUUAACCUACUCGUGCGUCGCCACCACUGCCGUCAGUGUGGCCACUCAUUCUGCUAUGAACACUCGACGCGCCAGCUAGCACUUCCUCACUUGGGCUACGUGGCGGCUCAGCGCGUGUGCGAUACCUGCUUUGAAGCGCAUAUCCAGGCCAUAACAUCUUACAAGUUGCCGUCUUUGGUCCGCCAUCCAACAGACGCGUUGUCGACUUCAUCGUUUGCGAGCUCGCCGCGCAACCUCGGAAGCGGCGGCGGCAGCUGCUGCAGUCUUGAGAGUCCAACUGAAGAUGCAGCUCGAGUCGUUCCGCUGCAAACCCGACGCACGCCUUUCGUAGCGGUUGCUACUUAG